AAGUAGUCACAAACCAGAACACCAAAGAGGGGUAGAACAUAGAUAAACGUUGAGAGAGAGAUAGGAGGGGGGGGGUGAGUUAUUCGAUCAAAAUCAAAUCAAAUCAGAAUCCCGGUUAGGAGGGGUGUGUUCUGUUGAACAAGCCAACCCCGUUUUGAAAAAUAAGAAACAUCAAAGAUCAGGCGGGGUUUUCUUGGUUUGAUUCGUAUAUGGUUUUAAACCAUCUCCCCUUUUGAAGAACAACGUUUUGUUUUGGCUCAAUGGAGUGUGAGAAGAAAUAUAUUACCGCUGAAGAGCUGAAAGAACACAACAAGCCUGGAGAUUUGUGGAUCUCUAUCCAGGGUAAAGUUUACAAUGUUUCAGGUUGGGCUAAGGAGCAUCCUGGUGGGGAAAUCCCGCUCUUGAAUUUGGCUGGCCAAGAUGUUACUGAUGCGUUUAUUGCGUAUCACCCGGGAACUGCCUGGAAAUAUCUUGACAAGUUAUUCACGGGGUAUUAUCUCAAAGAUUUCAAGGUCUCGGAGGUAUCCAAGGAUUAUAGAAGGCUUGUCUCGGAGUUUGCCAAAACUGGUAUGUUUGAAAAGAAAGGUCAUGUGGCCCUUUUCUCGUUAACGUCUGUAGCUCUAAUGUUUCUCGUUGUUCUUUAUGGUGUUUUGAGAUGCGAAAGUGUAUGGGCUCAUCUGGGUUCAGCCAUGUUGUUGGGUUUGCUUUGGAUGCAAAGCGCCUAUGUUGGUCAUGAUUCUGGUCAUUACCAGGUAAUGGCUAGCCGUGGUUACAACAAGCUCGCUCAGAUUGUUUCUGGGAAUUGUUUAACCGGAAUUAGCAUUGCCUGGUGGAAAUGGACUCACAAUGCACACCACAUUGCCUGCAACAGCCUGGAUUACGACCCUGAUCUUCAGCACAUUCCAGUCCUUGCAGUAUCUUCACGUUUCUUCGAUUCAAUGACGUCUUACUUUUAUGGAAGGAAGUUGAAGUUUGAUCCUUUUGCAAGGUUCCUGAUCAGUUACCAGCAUUGGACAUUUUAUCCUGUUAUGUGUGUGGCAAGGGUCAACUUGUAUCUACAAACAUUCUUGCUAUUGUUUUCAAAUCGGAAAGUCCCAGAUAGAGCUUUGAAUAUAAUGGGGAUCCUUAUAUUCUGGACUUGGUUCCCUCUCCUGGUUUCAUGUCUACCAAAUUGGCCAGAGAGGAUCAUGUUUGUUCUUGCCAGCUUUGCUGUUACAUCCAUUCAACAUGUUCAAUUCUGUUUGAACCAUUUCGCAGCAAAUGUAUAUGUUGGACCUCCAAAUGGCAAUGACUGGUUCGAGAAGCAGACAGGUGGAACAUUGGAUAUUUCCUGCUCUUCCUGGAUGGAUUGGUUCUUUGGUGGUCUGCAGUUCCAGCUAGAGCACCAUUUGUUCCCGAGGUUGCCCCGAUGCCAAUUGAGGAAGGUUUCUCCGAUAGUGAGGGAUCUCUGCAAGAAGCACAACUUGCCUUACAGGAGUCUGUCUUUCUGGGAGGCCAAUCGAUGGACUAUUAGGACUCUCAGAACUGCAGCCCUGCAGGCCCGGGACCUGACCAACCCUGUUCCUAAGAAUUUGUUGUGGGAAGCUGUUAACACUCAUGGCUGAGGAUCUGUUUCUUUCUUGGCCUGGCGUAUUUUUCUCGGGGUAUCGAAAUUCAAUUUCUUUUGUGUCCAGUGUUUAGGAUGAAACAUAGGUUGCUUCUUAGCACAAUCAGAGUUUUAUCGUUUAUCUGCUCUUCUCUUCUUUCAUAUACGAUUCAGAUAUUCUUGAAUUCUUUGCUGGUCUAUUUUUCUGUUAAUCUCAAUGAGCAAAGGGCGUUUUUAACCUCUCUCCUUUUGCUUUUGGCUUGA
Messenger RNA from Theobroma cacao (cacao), 1849 nucleotides. RefSeq names its product Fatty acid/sphingolipid desaturase (gene SLD2). Gene Ontology annotation, biological process: lipid metabolic process. Gene Ontology annotation, molecular function: oxidoreductase activity, acting on paired donors, with oxidation of a pair of donors resulting in the reduction of molecular oxygen to two molecules of water. Lineage: Eukaryota; Viridiplantae; Streptophyta; Magnoliopsida; Malvales; Malvaceae. Gene Ontology annotation, cellular component: membrane. The record is from RefSeq and is a predicted model, not a curated record.